GCUUACGUCGACACCCAUCUCAUCGGGAGUGGCAAAGUUUCUAGAGCCGCCAUUAUUGGCAGACAGGGGGGUGUCUGGGCCAGUUCAGCGGGAUUUGAUCUCUCGGCGCAAGAGCAAACCGAGAUUAUACAGGCAUUAGCUAACAAGGAGUCGGUGCAGUCAAAGGGCAUCCGAGCGGCAGGGGUCAAGUACUUCUACACGGAUGCCACUGAACGGAGCAUUUAUGGGAAAAAGGGGCCCGACGGAAUUGUGCUUGUACAAACGAGCCAGGCAAUUCUGGUCGCUAUCUAUCUCGCUCCUAUCCAAGGCCCAGAGGCCAUAAAUGUCGUCGAAAAACUCGCCGACUACCUCAUCAGCGUAAACUACUGA
Messenger RNA from Cantharellus anzutake, 369 nucleotides. Its product is annotated as profilin. The record is from RefSeq and is a predicted model, not a curated record. NCBI's taxonomy places the organism in Eukaryota, Fungi, Basidiomycota, Agaricomycetes, Cantharellales, Hydnaceae. Gene Ontology annotation, cellular component: cell cortex. The transcript has 3 exons. The annotation marks the transcript as partial. Gene Ontology annotation, molecular function: actin monomer binding.